GGAUCCAUUACUUUAAAAGGAGGAAGAGGCUGCUACAUCACAUCGCUGUAUUGCUUUGCGGGGUUCACUUGUAAAUCGGAUUUUAGCUCUCUGCAAGACACGUCAAGAAUAUCUAGAAACUCGGGAAAUAAUGAAACAAAUAGUGCUCAUCCUUCUAGCUGGUUUGCUGGUCGGAGGAACAGGGGCAUGGCCUUCACUAUGGAAUACCAAAAUCGUCAAACGCGAUGCGAAUGUCGCAGAUGACAAAGAAGAUGAUGCGAAAGGUGCAAACACUAUUUUCGAUACUGGAAAUGAUGACAGUGAACAAGAUAAGAAUAACAGCAUCGCUGACGUAAAAGUGGACUCACGAGAGGAUAUUGGUAAACCUAAAGCAGGCAAGUUGAAGAAAAUUCGGAUAACGAAAGCACGUAAUAUGAAAGAAAGAAAGAAUGAACCUAAUGACUUGGCUGAUACGAAACGUGAAAUGAAUUGUUUCAAACUUAAAGAAAAAAUGGAAAAUCAGCGUGACGGACAGGGUUUGAAUGAAGAGGACCAAAGCCGUAUGGAAAAAUGUUUGAACAAAGAAGCCGAUAAAGGUACAAGCAGAAAGAGCAAGAAGAGGCAGAGCAACGAUAAAAAGGGAAAUAAAAGUGAGGACAGUGGUCAAACGGAAAAGAAGAAUAAGGGCAAUGGCAAAACGGGAAAGGAAAAAGAGGACAGUGGCAAAAAGGGAAAGAAAAAUGAGGACAAUGGAAAAACGGAAAUGAAGAAUCAAGGCAGAAGGAAAAAGGAAAAGGAGAAUGAUUACAAUGGCAAAAAGGGAAAGAAGAAUGAGGGUAGUGGCAACACGGAAGAGAAUAGUGCAGGCAGAAGGAAAAAGGAAAAGAAUGAGGACAGUGGCAAAACGAGAAAGGAAAACAAAGAAAGGUUCCAGCGGAAGAAGGCAGGUAAAGACUGAAAAUACUGAAGACUGAAAAGAUGUUGAUGAUACGGACAAUGAAACAUAUUCUCAAAUUUCUGUAAAAUUUUCACAGACACAUUUUUCUACUUAGCUUUUACAGUGUUAAAUCUAGUACAGUCAAAUCUGUGUGUAAAGAACACCUCUGGAAAAAUAAAAAAGGGCUGUUUGUCGACAGAUGGUCUCUCUACACAGGUUACUUUACACUAUUAAUGGAUGUAUGACUGAAAAUAUUGGCCUUAUUAAGCAGGAUUUCAGGUUGUGAUAUUCUGUAGUACACAUUUGACUGUAUAUUGUUUCUCCUUGCGAAGUAUUCAUUACAAACAACAUUCUCUGGAUAAAAUCCUGUCUAAAUUUGUUUAAAAUAAACUUUUUUGCACACCUAUGAACGUAUGGUAAUUUUGUGAACGUAUUGUUAUUCUACUAAGUAUCAAGAUGCUUCUGAAAUUAUGAUAUUUAAAUUGGUUUUGACAAAUAUAUACAACUAUGUUUUAGUUAUCUAUUACGUUAUUUCUCAUUGUUAUUUCAAACUAUGUGUAAAUAAUAAUAUCCAAUGUUACACGCAAAAUAUGCAUGAUUCGUUAAGACCAAAAACAAUGAUUUCAAUACAACCGCUUGUAUAGGAAACUUUCAUAAUGAUAUAAAUUGUCAGUUUUGAAAAAAAAUAUGCAUGUUAAUAAAUUUCUUUCUGCUGCUUU
Messenger RNA from Mercenaria mercenaria, 1635 nucleotides. Its product is annotated as high mobility group nucleosome-binding domain-containing protein 5-like. Lineage: Eukaryota; Metazoa; Mollusca; Bivalvia; Venerida; Veneridae. The transcript is spliced from 3 exons. The record is from RefSeq and is a predicted model, not a curated record. Bases 131 to 937 code for a protein of 268 amino acids.